AUGCUUGUGGUCCCAUUUCUCUCUCGAGCAACGAGCCGGGCGCGCUGCAAAGGGCCUUCACGCAUUGCGUUUGGGGCAAUCAGCACACGCUCGCCAGCAAUUUUGCCCCGAUCAUCACCGGCAUUGCCCAUUCUCCGCACCUGCAUAAUCGUCAAACCCACGGAGAGCCAAAAUCAAGUCCGAUAUUACUGUUCCCGCUCUGGUCAAACCCAGAAAGCCGACCAUCCUAAAGCGAAAUCGACGUCGGAGAAAGCGGGAAAUCCAGCUGUCCACACGCCUUCAGGGACGAACGAGGUUAUUCACGAGGAUAUAUAUACAGUACCGAAUGUCCUAACGAUUACAAGACUUAUAGCAGCCCCCGUUGUAGGAUAUUUAGUUCUCCAUGACUCUCAUGCGUGGGCUGUGGGACUGUUUGCGUAUGCUGGGAUUACGGACCUGCUCGAUGGCUGGAUUGCUCGCAAAUGGAAUCGCAAGACGGUGGUUGGAACCGUAAUAGAUCCCAUGGCGGACAAGGCUCUUAUGACGAUCCUCACUAUAUGUUUAGCCGCCAAAGGCGCUCUGCCGUGUAUGUGCCCUACAGGGCGAAAUGGCCCAAUAUCUGGAAAUAUUUUGGAGCCAACUGCUUUGCCUGAUCCCCAUCCCCAAAUCCCAGUCCCUUCCGUGCUGACAAUUUCUGUGUUUGGUGCUUUACUGGCUCUCGUUGGCCUCACAACAGCAGCCCCACUCGUCGACACUGAUCUGACAUCAGCGUUGACGACUUUGCAAUAUGUCGUAGCGGCCACCACUGUCUGGAGCGGCGCCAGCUAUGUAUUCAGCAAGGAUGCUGUAAAGAUCCUGAAAUAG
Messenger RNA from Metarhizium acridum CQMa 102, 843 nucleotides. Lineage: Eukaryota; Fungi; Ascomycota; Sordariomycetes; Hypocreales; Clavicipitaceae. The record is from RefSeq and is a predicted model, not a curated record.